Cuculus canorus (common cuckoo) is the source of this 4729-nucleotide messenger RNA. It is a transcript of the gene CD40LG, whose product is annotated as CD40 ligand. Gene Ontology annotation, biological process: immune response. Gene Ontology annotation, cellular component: membrane. The record is from RefSeq and is a predicted model, not a curated record. Lineage: Eukaryota; Metazoa; Chordata; Aves; Cuculiformes; Cuculidae. Bases 1912 to 2733 code for a protein of 273 amino acids. The transcript has 8 exons. Gene Ontology annotation, molecular function: tumor necrosis factor receptor binding.
GCCAAAUCAACCCUGGAAGAUUGCCGAUCUCUUGGUAAUUUCCAAUCACGAUACGGGUGAUUUGCUGCAAGACAUGUCAGUGCCGUGUGGCCCCGGGGGGUAACCAGGCAUGGCCAGCCUCGGGCUCAGCCAGCGAGAGGGCUCACUGCAAACCUCUGGCUAUGGAGGGAAAGGCUGUGCAGGUUGGCAGCAUCUCACCCACCUCCUACUACAGGAACCACCCAAACUCCUUGGGGUCUUAUCCAGCCCAGGCUGCACAUGGCAUCCUCUCCUGAACAUUGGCCAAGAGCUGUGAAAAUCUCCUUAGGGCACUAUGCAAACCUACAGGCAUUUCCCACCCACAUCACUGCGGACCCUCAUGGGAUGGUGGGAGCUGAUGGAUGGGUCACCAACGAGUGCUUGGAGCCUGCAGCGUAAGGAGGGACAGUGGCAUCAACCAUCUCCUCCAGAGGCUUUUGUUUUGUUUGUGAGGAUGCAGAAGGUGCAGUCCUGGCUGCCUUUCAGUGCCAUCCUGACAGGGCAGGUGGGGGAGGAAGGGGCGAUGCAAAGAUGAUGUUGGGACCCUCCCCACCCACCUAAUCAUGCCGUGCUGUGGGAGGCAACCACUGGCAUCGGCAGCCUCACAGCCUCCCGCGCCUUUUGCUUUUCCCUUCUUCUGCCCUCUCCUUUUGCAACAUGAAAGGGCAGAGCCUCACUGGGCCGUUUCCCUGCGGCUUUGAUGGUUGCGGGCCCCCGCACCCUCUGCCGCUUUCGGCACCCGGCCAAGUGCGAGGGGACACACGGGAUGCUCCCACUCCCUUCUGCUGUGACUCGAGCAGCAGGGGCUUGUUUGGCUGGGCAGGGAGUGCAGUGCUUCCCGUGCCACGUUCUAUUUUUAGGAGGCCAGGAGGAGUAGGUGCAGCCGUCCCAGCAAGAAGUUUCUAGUGCCAUUUGCGGUUUCACAGCUUCGAGAGACAUGACCAUCAUAAAUAUUGGCAGCUUUCUAUCCUUGAGGCUACUUUUUGCUGCUCUGGACUUCAAGAGCUUUCUCUCAUUCAUAUCAACGUAAAAACGAAUGGAAACUGUAACGCAACUUUUCCUUCUCCGGAUGCUGGUGAUGUUUUCUGUGGUGUUCUGGCUAUGUCUGUUGUCUCUUCCUCUCUGGUGAUGGGGUUGUCCCGGAGACACAAGAGCUCAGAGGAUGCAUGAGAGGGAAAAAUCGAAAGAAGUGACAAAGCAAAUGAUGGAAAAGCUCAAAUUUCCUUUCUGUCCUUGGCCAUGUGCUGAAGGGACUUAAUUCAGCUUUCUCUCAUAGGUUCCCCUCUGCAUCCCUCCCAUAGCAUCACAGGACCAAGGAUGAGUCUUCACCAAUGGGGAGAACAAGGCAAGGCCAGAAAACAGCACAACCUGCCUACCUCAGCCAAGUGUCUUCACUGCCAAAUCAUCCCUCUCAUGAAGGAAACAAGACAAAAAGCAUUUCUUCCCAUUUUGAGAAACAACUGACUUUCAGAGCGCUUCCUAGCCCUUGGUAGUCCAACCUUUCUGUUCAGCAGCUCUGUCCAUAUAUUCACGGGCUUCAUUUCUUUGAAGACAGCUUGCCAUUAAACUUUCAUCCACAGCAGGAAAAAAACCCACUGAGGCAUAGUUUGGAGUGUUUUGAGGGCAAAUAUGAAUAUAUGGAGUAAGAACCUCUCUCUGCUUCUGGUAGAACAGUAGAAAAAAGCAUGGAAGCGCACUAGAGAAGAAAGUCUAAGCAACCUUUUUUUUGUUGUGGGAGACGGUAGUGAACAAACCUACCCGCUAUGAAGAGCUUUUUCCAGGAAGUGUAGGUUGCUGCAACCUGUAUCCCUUGAGCAGCAGGCGCUCAGGAAACAGUUCUCAUGCUGCUUGCAAGCAGCUCAUUUGACGGAGUCCCAGCAACGUGCACAGAGGAUGGACGAACCCUAUAGCCCUGCAACACCCCGACCCAUCAGCAGCACCUCACCCAGCACCAUGAAAAUGCUCAUAGGCUUCCUCGCUGCAUUUAUUUUAGCACAGACAAUUGGGACCGUACUCUUCUGUUUGUAUCUCCACAUGAAGAUGGAUAAGAUGGAAGAAGUACUGAGCUUAAAUGAAGAUUACAUCUUCCUGAGGAAAAUACAGAAGUGCCAGACAGCAGAGGGUCAGAAGUCAACAUUAUUGGACUGUGAAAAGAUUUUAAAGGGCUUCCAGGACAUCCAAUGCAAGGAUGAGGGAGCCAGAAAGGGGCAGCCCAAGUUUGAAAUGCAGAGAGGCCAUGAGCAUCUCCAUCUGACACACAAGAACGAGACAUCAGUGGAAGCAGAGAAGAGGCAGCCGAUUGCAGCCCACCUGGCAGGUCUGGAUCCCAACAAGACAGUCUCAGUGCUAGAGUGGAAGACAACAAUGUAUGGCCCCAUGAACAACGGCUGGAUAUCCUACCAGGAGGGGAAACUGAAGGUGAAGGAAGCAGGGCUCUACUACAUCUAUUCCCAAGUCAGCUUCUGCACCAAGGCAGCAAAUUCAGCACCCUUCACCCUCUAUAUUUAUUUGUAUCUUCCCAUGGAAAAGGACCGACUCUUACUGAAGGGACUAGACACACACAGCACAUCCAUGUCUCACUGUGACCUCCAGUCCAUCCGGGAGGGAGGUGUCUUCAAGCUCCGGGAAGGUGACAUGGUCUUUGUCAAUGUGACAGACUCAAGACGAGUGAACUACAACCCUGGCAGCACCUACUUCGGCAUCUUCAAGCUGUAGUGAGGAGAGGGCCACCCCAAGCUGGAGACCCAGACCACCUUUGUUAAGCAAAGUGGCUUUCCCUGUUUCCCCUAUUUAUGUUCCUCUGCCUCCUUGGUUUUCUUGUUUCUUAAUUUGUAUAUUUUGUUAUUUAUUAACAAGGGCGAAGGGGCCCUGAGAACACAAAUGGAACAAAGUUUGAAGCUGCUGUCUAUUUCACUUUGGUUUCUUCUUCGGUUGCCACUGGUUCAGUAUGUGCUGCUCUUGUGUGUCUGCAUCCACCAUGCCCUGCGCGGGCAGAGUAGUUGUCCCCAUUAUGUCACAAAAGUUUUGCUUAGCAAACUCUACCAUCAACGUUUCUUUCCUAACAACGUAGGGUGGCCGAGGGCACUCCAUACGUAUCUCUUGUAGCAAUCUUCUUACAAAACAUCAGCGGAAAAAACAUUAAAAGGUUUAGGAACAUCUCCUCUAAAGAAAUCAAUCAGCCAAGUGCUCUCCUUAUGUGCUGGCUGGUGAUGAUGCACCGUUGCCACCGUAACUGUUUGCUUUAUCUUGAGAACUCCAUUUUUUUUCCACCUAUGCCUAUCUAUCACACUCAUGCAGCCUUCCGGCUUUGGGUGACACUACCUUGGCCGGGAUCACACUCGGUGACAAUCACCUCACAUCAGAGUGGGCCCCCAGAUCAGCAGCCAUGGGGGGACUGGUGAUUUCAAGCCAGAGUGUGGGUAAGUCAUCAGCAGUGCUCUGACUUGAAUCCCCUGGCCGUACUUCUCUCAUCUCUGCAGGUAGAGGACCCUUUGCCUGUGGAAGAAGCCACCACCACCAAAUUUAGACCUCCCUCCUCUCCUGAGACUCCUCCUACCCCAGAAGGAGGACUGGGAAAGCAGGGAGGUGUCAGAACCAAACUCUUCUUCUCAAGCCCUCUGCGGUGCAUGUGUGGAGCUUCUUCUUGCUGUCCUCAGUGAGGACAUAUCCAUAGCAGUACUUUCCCUUAAGCUCCAGGAGAGGAGGACUGUGCAGAUGGGCAAGAUCUGCUCUCAGGCAGGGGGGGACCUGCUUGACACUGCACACUGGGGUCUCCCCAACCCUCUUCAGCUUUGUCUGAGCUGGAGCAAGGUGAGCUGAGCAACGGCAGGACACAAGGAGGUUGGUAUAGCAUUUUUAAAAUCAUCUAAAUUUGCCUAAAGUGACAAGCCUGGGCCAUUGGGUUAUGCAGGUCGCACUGGUCAGAGAGCAAAAUUAGGAAACACUCAUGGAAGAUUCGGAAGUGGAAGAGCUCUUCAAUUUGGAUAAUCCUUAGGGUUAGCUUGGCUGGAGCUUGCAGGUCUGGUCCUAACACAGCAUCACCACUGCCAGGAUGGACGGGGCAGUCUUCGCACAGGUCGUUGUGCUGGAUGCCCAGCACGGCCCCCUCCCGAAGUCAGUAGAGGACAGCUCAGAGCCAGUCUGGUUUUACUAUAUUUUAAUAUGUAUUUGUUUGUUGUUCUCCAAAACUGCCUAACUCUGUUGGAGAAUGGACCACUUUUUGCCUCACACCAUGUAUAAAAACUGGUUAUUUAACUGAAACCAUCUUAUAUUUGUAAACAAAGAGGCAUUGUGCACCAAGGGACUGUGUGUAGCCAUAGGUGUUUUGCAGUGUAUUUCGAUGUUCAUGGUUCCUCCUCCCCAAGUGUUUUGUCUACCAUGACCCUACAACUAAUACAAUUUAUCAAUAAAGAGAUAGGUUGCUUUGAAUGCUGUUCACCCUUCUCAGGUCCAGGCUGGGAUAUUCUGGAGUCCUGCUUGGAGUCUGAAGACUGAGAGAGCAGUAAGGUGGCACUGGAGGGCACAGUAGGGACAGUCAUUCCACCUCAGGGUGCCGUGGCCAGGCCCCACCAGGGGCAUUUUGGUUAGAAGAAGGAGCAGGGAGCAUCCUGCCCUGGGAUUUCGGACACCUGGCAAGAAGAGGACUAUUCCUGCCUGCCUUAAGUUCAUGAAGUCUGCGGGGAUGUUCCCAACUGAAGCAGAGGGAUGGAUG